This is a messenger RNA of Carica papaya (papaya), 1397 nucleotides long. RefSeq names its product farnesyl diphosphate synthase 1 (gene FPS1). The record is from RefSeq and is a predicted model, not a curated record. Gene Ontology annotation, cellular component: cytoplasm. Gene Ontology annotation, biological process: trans, trans-farnesyl diphosphate biosynthetic process. Gene Ontology annotation, molecular function: dimethylallyltranstransferase activity; (2E,6E)-farnesyl diphosphate synthase activity. Lineage: Eukaryota; Viridiplantae; Streptophyta; Magnoliopsida; Brassicales; Caricaceae.
UUGCUCUCCCUCUCCUACAAUAUCUGAACACUCCAGCACUCUCUCUCUCUCUCUCUCUCUCUCUCUCUCUCUCUCCAUCGCUGUCUGUAAAGACAGGCAUCUGGAGUUCUACCUCGUUUGAGUGAUAACUAUCUCUUACCUACCAUCUCCUCUCUUUCUCUCUGAACAAAUCAAUGGCGGAUCUCAAGUCAACGUUUCUCAAGGUGUAUUCCACUUUGAAAUCGGAGCUCCUUGACGAUCCUGCUUUCGAGUUCACCGAUGUUUCCCGUCAAUGGGUCGAGCGAAUGCUGGACUACAAUGUUCCUGGAGGCAAGCUGAAUAGGGGGCUCUCUGUGGUUGAUAGUUAUAAACUGUUGAAACAAGGAAAUGAAUUAUCUGAAGAUGAAAUUUUCCUUUCAUGUGCACUUGGUUGGUGCAUUGAAUGGCUUCAAGCAUAUUUUCUUGUACUUGAUGACAUUAUGGAUGGCUCUCACACUCGUCGUGGUCAACCUUGCUGGUUUCGAGUGCCCAAGGUUGGUCUGAUUGCGGCAAAUGAUGGGAUUCUUCUUCGCAAUCACAUUCCCAGGAUUCUUAGAAAACACUUCCGAGGAAAGCCUUACUAUGUAGAUCUGCUUGAUUUGUUUAAUGAGGUGGAAUUUCAAACAGCUUCAGGACAGAUGAUAGAUCUAAUUACAACAAUUGAAGGAGAAAAAGAUUUGUCCAAAUACGCAUUGUCACUACACCGACAAAUUGUCCAGUACAAAACUGCCUAUUACUCAUUUUACCUCCCUGUUGCUUGUGCAUUGUUGAUGGCGGGCGAGAAUCUGGAUAAUCAUGUUGAUGUAAAGAACGUUCUUAUUGAUAUGGGGAUCUACUUUCAAGUACAGGACGAUUAUUUGGAUUGUUUUGCUGAUCCUGAGGCACUUGGUAAGAUAGGAACAGAUAUAGAAGAUUUUAAGUGCUCUUGGUUGGUGGUUAAAGCAUUGGAAAGAUGCAAUGAAGACCAAAAGAAAGUGUUAUAUGAGAACUAUGGUAAACCUGAUCCGGCUAAUGUUGCUAAAGUAAAGGCGCUCUACAACGAACUUGAUCUCCAGAGUGUGUUUGCUGAGUAUGAGAGCCAGAGUUAUCAGAAAUUAAUAGCUGCCAUCGAUGCACAUCCGAAGAAAGAAAUUCAAGCUGUGUUGAAAUCUUUCUUGGCAAAAAUAUACAAGCGGCAAAAGUAAAGCUUACAAUAUCUAGGAUUCUUGGAUCUCAUUCAAACAUUUUAAUGUUGUGUUAUUUUUUGGCUUUGAAUGAACAGAGUUCAUACUUGAUCUUCAGACAUUAACUGCUGUUAGUUUCCUUUUUUGUUCUCUUUUCUGGAGUUUAGUUAUAUGUUAUAACUUGUUCAAAUCAGUGUUAAAGCUGUUGCACUUUUU